AAUAAAUUUACCGUAUGUUUAUUAUCAUUUAAAUGACAAUUUUGGAGUUUAUAAGAAAUAUCACGUGUCUUCCGGUAACGAGUGAAAGGUGUAGCUCUGAGAAAAGAAGCGCAAUGUAGGAAAAAAUUGUGUUAUGGUCUAUUUUAAUUUAAAAAGCUGUAUUCAAAUUAAUGUGUAUACUUAUAUCGAAACGAGAAAGCGAAUAAACACAACAAAAUCAGAGAAUACACAUUUAUAUAGAAGUUCCAAUUCUUAUAAAUGCACGAAAUUUUAUUGAAUAAUCAGAAAAGAAUCGCCAGGUGGUGCAGUUGUGAUUGUCAGCUAACUUCAAGUCAGUACACCAACUGGUGGUGGUGAUCAGUGAUGAUAGAGUGAAAUAGCAAUGUUGCGAAUACUAUCACUAUAUAAGUGCAGUUAAAAACAUUCUAAAUUAACAACAGUUUAAAUAAUUAAUUAAAUAAUUGGUUAAUUUUAAAGUAAGAGAAACUUUUCUCACUUGUUUACCAUAAAAAUGGCGGAAAAAACUAAAACAAUGAACCAUGUGAAACAUGUUCCAAAAGAUGCUCAGGUUAUCAUGUCAAUAAUGAAAGACAUGGGUAUUGUUGAUUAUGAACCAAAAGUUAUUAAUCAAUUGUUAGAAUUCACUUAUCGUUAUAUUACUUGUCUUCUCGACGAUAGUAAAGUAUUCGCCAACCAUGCUAAGAAAAAGCUUAUAGACUUAGAGGAUGUUAGAUUAGCAGUCAAAAUGCAAUUAGAAAAGACUUUCACCAAUCCUCCACCAAGAGAUGUUCUUCUAGAGGUAGCAAGAGCUAAAAAUAACAUACCUCUACCAUUUGUAAAGCCAAAUAAUGGACUCAGAUUGCCACCAGAUCGUUAUUGCUUAAACUCUGCCAACUAUAGAUUGAAACCUUCAAUGAAAAAACCUAUUGGAAAGCAAAUGCAUUCAUUAGUUGGGAAUAGUUUUAUGGGACAAUCAAAAGCUAAAAUUGACAACACUAAAGGUGGAUUGUCAAUUGUUAAAAGGCCAGGAACUCUAACAACAGUCGCAAGAACACAAACUAUUUCAGUUCCUAAGCCAGUUUUUAAGUUUUCGACGGCUGGUACAAGCAGUCCGAGUACACUAUUGAAUCCAACUGCCAAACCGAAAAUACAAAUUACAAAUAGCCAAUCGGCAUCAGUUAUCAAGAUGGAAACUGAUGAGAGUUCCAAAAGAAAAAGAGAAGAAGACGACUAUGAUGUACCGUAAAUAGGAACGAUAUUUUUAAUAUUUAUUAUUUUUUAUUUAUUUUUGUUAAUCAAAAAUUUCAUCACAAUAUCAAUAAUACUAAAUUUUAUCAAAA
Molecule: messenger RNA, 1340 nt
Organism: Chelonus insularis
Lineage: Eukaryota; Metazoa; Arthropoda; Insecta; Hymenoptera; Braconidae
Gene: Taf9
Product: TBP-associated factor 9
Exons: 4
Coding region: 512-1246 (244 amino acids)
Biological process (GO): RNA polymerase II preinitiation complex assembly; DNA-templated transcription initiation
Cellular component (GO): transcription factor TFIID complex; SAGA complex
Molecular function (GO): transcription coactivator activity; RNA polymerase II general transcription initiation factor activity; protein heterodimerization activity
Source: RefSeq, a predicted model, not a curated record